AAAGUAUAUAUAGUUUGGUUGUACUUUCUCAGGGGGCGCGUCUCUCUAUGAUCAGUCUGAUGUGUUAUGAUUAUCGCGAGCGAAGAAACAGUUGCAUUGCUAUUGCGUCAUAAUUGUUAAUAAGCCGUGAACGAAGUAAAGAUUGAAGGAGCAAGAUGUUGUUAGCGAGAGCUUGCCGAGCUGGUGUUACUUCUCCAUCUGUGGCAUCGUUCCUCAAAACACCGGUUGUUCCGAAGACGCAGUUCUCCAAAGGUCAAAUCGCCAGAUUAUUCGUCAGCGAUGGACGCAGUUCUUAUACGAGGACCGCGAGGAGGAGGGCCACCGCAGCGGAACAAGCGAUGGCUCCAGCUGGUGAGACUGCUUUCAAUAUAGGAAAGGGAGCGGUUGCUGGAGGAGCCGUAGUAGGAUUGGGUGCACUGUGUUAUUAUGGAUUAGGUCUUUCUUCAAGUACAGGUGCCAUUGACCACGCAAGCUUAUGGCCACAAUAUGUCAAGGACCGAGUGAAGUCUACCUACACUUAUUUCGGCGCAUCCAUCGCGGCCAGCGCGGCGUCUGCAGCUCUAUGCCUGCGUUCUCCCGCGGUGAUGAACAUAGUAAUGCGCCAGGGAUGGAUCGCGCUGGGUGUCACGUUGGCUGCGUUGAUCGGCAGCGGCAUGGUCGUGCAAGGACUCCCGUAUCAGGAGGGUUUCGGCGCAAAGCAGAUGGCUUGGUUGGUGCACACCGCAGCAGUGGGUGCUGUACUGGCACCGUUAUGCCUCCUGGGUGGGCCUCUGGUUCUCCGAGCGGCUUGGUACACCGCCGGCGUUGUCGGUGGCUUAUCAGCGGUCGCCGUUUGCGCGCCCAGCGAUAAGUUCUUGAUGAUGGGCGGCCCGCUCGCCAUCGGUUUAGGCGUAGUGUUCGUCAGCUCCCUAGGCUCCAUGUUCCUGCCGCCGACCACCAUUCUUGGAGCAGGAUUACACUCUUUAGCACUUUAUGGAGGCCUGUUGCUGUUCUCCGGCUUUCUGCUCUACGACACGCAGAGAAUCAUCAAGCAGGCGGAGAUGCAUCCCACGUACAAUGUUUACGGCCGACAGUAUGAUCCAAUCAAUAACGCAAUUUCAAUUUACUUAGAUACGAUCAACAUCUUCGUGCGGAUUCUAUCUAUAUUGGCAGGUGGCGGUGGUAAUAGACGCAAAUAGAGGAAUAGAACCGACAUGCGGCUCAGGGAGCCCGUCGUCUCGGUGCCGUUGCAUCCCGGUGGACUGAACAACAACCAGCUCCGCAGGCACGGCCCGAGCCGGAACAUCGCCGGCGAGAUCGGCGAUCGCAACGAGAACGCGGCGAGCCCGGGCUCGCUCCCGCCGGAGCCGGACUCGGCGGACUUCCGGCUGGCUGAGGACACCACCACGUGGUCCUCCUUGGCGAUCGCGCGCGACAACGUGCAACAGAACACCCCGCCGCAGCAGCCAGUCAACGUCAACAACAAUCUCACUGAGCCGAAGGUGCAGAGGAACAGCUCCGUCGAGAGCCUCGCCGACUACGAGGGCACGACUGAAGAGCGAUCCGCCAACGUAAACAACAAUCUGACCGAGCCCAGGAUACGAAGGAACAGCUCCGUCGAGAGCCUCGCCGACUACGAAGGACGUAACUCGCCGCACGAGAACUCAUCACACGAGUUAACGCCGUCCGAGUGGUCCGAUUGGUCCGAGGAAGGGAACCUUCCAGCAGGCUGCCGCGGCAUCGUCAACCCCAACUACCCCGGCUUCCAGCACCUGGCGCCUUCCUUGCUGUCGGACACCGACUUGACCGAGGACGAGCACGACAGCUGCUCCGAUUACCCGCCGCUCUAUUCGGGCGUCCACCAGGAGCAGACGCCGUUGGAGAACGACAACGAGUACAACAACAACGUCGACGACAGCAUUAAUCAUCUCUGCGGCCAACGGAACGACCGCAAGGUCUUCUACGAGAAGCCCAAGUUCAACAUACAGACUGUGACUUCUCUAUACGAGUCGGUGGUGCCGCCUUCGGAAAAGUGCAUCAACUACGUAAAGAGCGUGGAGGUCUCUAGGUCCGAAGAGAAGUCGCUGUCGCCGGAGCCGGAGGUCGUCGUGAACGGCGUCGUUGAGGCGGAGACCCACUUGACGGUCUUGGAGCCGGAAGAGGGCCUGGCCGACCAGGUGGACCAGCACGCGCCCGAGUUGUCGCAGGCGACCCUCGAGGACAAACGGGAGCGUGAAGUCCCCGUCGAGGUCGAGCUGGUGGAGUUGACCACCAGCGUGAGCGAGAGUUUGCAGUUUCCGGAAAUUGAGGAGAUCUUGGACUCCGGGAAGACUAGCGAAAUCGGCGAGACGGAGGACGUCGCGGUGGAGCACAUCGACCUGAUACGCGAGGCAAAGGAGUUGCCUCACCCAGCCCGGUCCAAAAUAGGCAACCGUCAGCCGGUGACGUCGGGCGGCUCAGCCGACGACGACGAGUCGGAGAGUAACAGCGACUACUCCGAAGGCUUCGCCGAGGAGCGGCCGACGUACACGAAGCUGGAGGAGAUCGACCUGCUGUCAAGUAUCGGUCGGGACAUAGGUGUCGACCUCGAGAAGUACGCUCAACCGGUGCCGGACGUAGUCGCGAUGGAGUCCAUCGAGAACAUUCGCAGUCAGUCACGGUCCACCUCGGUCAUCAAGGACCACAUGGAGGACACCAACAAGCUGCUGGAACGCGAACUAUCGGAGGCGUCCAGCGCGGACGCCAGGAAGAAGGAGAAGAUGGCCAGGAACCAGGCCAAGCGCCGCCAGCAGCAGCAACAGCAACAGCACCAGCACUCACGCACCUCGAAUUCUCAUAGACGUCCCGAUAAACGCAGAGCUGACAUCGAGAACGGAUCAGGCGGCUUCGACGUUUACAACAUCGAGACGGCGAUGCCAAAGAUCGACUUGGACGCCAUCGAGUCACACCUCAGAGCUGCUCGCGAGGAGGAGCGUCGGCGACGAAAUGAUCGCGAAGAGAUCAGGAGGAGAUUAGCGAUGGGACCUGAUGCCGAGGACCUACGCGCCGAGCGUGGACGAAAGCCGAGUCUUCAGUCACGUCUUCAGAGCGGAAUGAACCUUCAGAUUUGCUUCAUGAACGAGACGUCAUCGGACACCGAGUCCCCGGGCUCGGAGAACGACGCAUCCCCCGGCUCCACGCCCACAUCUCUCGGCUCGAAGCAGCUAGGGAAGCAGCAGGCGCCGUCAAGACCGCAGAUGUUGAGCUUGCCGUCCUUGAGACUUGACAUGAGCUCCAACUCCACGCCGGUCGACGAAGCGGACUUCUUUGCGCGGCAGGCUAGGUUGCAGACUGAAGCGCGAAUGGCCCUGGCGCAGGCCAAGGAGAUGGCGCACAUGCAAAUGGAAGUGGAAAGGCAGAGGCUGAAGCAGAGUCCCAUCACCGAGAUGGUGCGAUGCAGCUUGGAGAAGGUUGGUGUUCAGUUGGGUGAGGAUAGACGCAGAUUGUCCCGAGUGCUUCUCACGGAGCUGAAUGUCGCGCAGCUUCAAGUAGUGGCGAACGACUUGCACGCGAGGAUUGCUGCGCUGAAUGAGGCGCUUGUUGAAGGUCUUUUGAGGAGGGACGAUCUACACAUGGAGCAGGAUUCGAUGCUCGUCGACGUUGAAGAUCUCACUCGAUACUUAGGUGCCAAGCAGGAGUCGUUGAAGAAGAAGCAAAGCGUGCAGCAGCCGACAAAUCGGAACCAUCAGCAGUCUUCUGGAGCUCCAAUGAAGCUGUCGAUGAAACCGAAGCUGACGCACCUGAAUCGUGGUCUGGUCGCUCUUGUGAGAAAAUAAUCCUUCGCCACGAGACUGCGCAGUCUCGUCGGAAAUUGAACUCCGAGCGGAGCAACGCACCAUGGACGACUUUGGAGACGUGAAACAUGCAAGAGAAGGAGGAGAGAAAAAACAUGAAAAGGCGAAGAAACUUUUUCUUCGGAAAAAAAAUUGAGAAAAAAGAUUCUUCGCCAGGGAAGAAAGAGGAUGAAAGAUCUUUUUCUUUUAAGGAGGAUGGGACGGCCGGGGCUUCCUUCGGGAAGAAAAUCGUCGAGGGUAGGAGAACAGUCGCGUGUGAAACCGCGUUGUGCAUGCUCGAGAACUCCUAAAAAAAAGACGUUUUGACGAUCGGCUUCGUUAAGCAGGUGGGAUCAUACUCCACCUGUAGCACGGGGAGAAGAGUAAAUCUCUCUUUCUCUCUCCCCGAAUUUCCAAGAGUUUUUACAGCUUUGUCGUUAACCACGUGGAAGUAGAGAUUUGCGAAUGUGCGUAUAAAACCAAGCAAGCAACUUCGUUUUCGUAUCCCACAUUGAAAUUCUCCGUCUCUUUCUAUCUCCUCGUCUGUACUACUCGGCCCCGUAAAGCUCAGAUUAUGUCCCCGCGACAUGCAUGCAUGUGUCUACGAAUGUAUCGAUUAUCGCCUUUAAAAAGUAAUAGCGUAUCAUAGCGAGAGCGGAUCCUUUUUCUCUGUUGUACAUAUAACGAAGAUUUAUAUCAGAUUAUUAUAUAUAUAUAUAUGUAUGUAUAUAUAUACAUAUAUAUUUGUAUAUACAUAUAGAUACAUAUAUAUGUAUAUACAUAUACAUAUAUAUAUUGCCGUAUCUCGAGAUUCCAUGGUGUUUUUGGAAGUGCUUCGUUCCGGUCGUGCCACAGAGUAAGUGAUCCGCGCGUGUGCGUUGAUGUAACGUUAAAAUUCCCGUAAACUUGUGGUCAGUUUAGUCCGCGCGUAUACGAGAAGAAUGUCUCAAUCCAGUCGAUCCAUCCAUAGGGUUCACGAUCGUCUCGUGGGUCCGCAGACGUCUGGUUGCGCGGAUCGAUCCUCGCUUCGGUAGAUCUCUAGAUCCGCCAAGUAGAAGAGGCAGUCCCGGAGCUCUUGAUUUCGCGAAUUCAUCCCUUAGAAAUAUCGUCGUUCGAUUAUGGCACACAAGACUCGGGCGAGAUGAUGAAACGGCUUUUAUCGCGAGCGACGUGGAAAGCCGACGCGCCGUUCCCGGCAUAACGCAACGUUCGGCGAGGGAAAGUGCACAGAAAACCAGUGACAAGGAGAAGCGCAACGACCGUGAAGAACGAAGAACGCGUUACAUAUCCAAAUAAGCGGUUUAGUAAAUGCAAAAAGCGAUUAGUCCAUAUAUAGCAACUAUGAAAACGUAAUCGAAUAGACAUACUCGAUACCCGAGCGCGCCGUUCACGGAGUUUCCUCGUGUUAUAAUGUAAAAUAAAAAAAAAAAAGAAAACCACUUAAAAAAAGAAAGGGAGAAAAAUCGACUCGGAAUUCGCAAUCAAAAUUACUCGUUGAUAUGGAUUAUUCGAUUCUUGCAUCGCGUUGUUUUUCUGCAUGUCUGUGUCAUAUUUUCCUCCUAAAUUGUUCUCUCAAUUGUCAAAUUUUUUAUUCCAAUGUCUCUGGCCCCGAAUCAUGCCUAUUAUAUAUAAUUUUUCUUUUCGAUGUUUUUUCUGAUAUUACUGAUGUUUCCUUCUAAAUUGUUAUCUUAAUCUUUUCUGUGAAAUUUUGGAUUCCAAUACCUUUGCCCCCGAAUCAUGCCUGUUGCAUCUAACAGAAAGGAUCUCGUUCACACGCAAGACUUCAAUUGUAGCUGAAAUAAAUUUCAAGGUCUAAGA
Messenger RNA from Odontomachus brunneus, 5609 nucleotides. RefSeq lists its product as uncharacterized. Gene Ontology annotation, cellular component: plasma membrane; cell junction. Gene Ontology annotation, biological process: positive regulation of hippo signaling. The record is from RefSeq and is a predicted model, not a curated record. The transcript has 16 exons. NCBI's taxonomy places the organism in Eukaryota, Metazoa, Arthropoda, Insecta, Hymenoptera, Formicidae.